ACGACCCGUCGACGGUCCGAAGUUGACCUACGCUUAGUUUGCCUAAUUUUUUCGCCUAAUUCAGUAGGUCAACGAAGGGAUCGAGAGAAGAAAAGCAGGGGCGUCGGUCAUCGUUCGGGGGGCGUCGGUCAUCGUUCGGGCAUCGUCGUUUGUGGCCUGUGUGUGCACACGAGAAGCAGAUUAGAAGAAGUUGACUAUGCAGAGCAUCGCUCCUCCUCAACAGCAGCCACAACAGAGAGACCAUACGAUGGAACAACACAUACAGCAGACUAACGAGCGUUUACAAUGCAUCCGUCAAUACCUAGAAAGUCCCAACACAUUCGCCAAUAGUGCGAGGGAACUACUCGACUGGUGUAAAGACGUUCGAGCCUUCCAGAGACCGUUCGAACAAGGACUGAUGGGUUGUCUAACGGUCGUUCAUCAAGUGGCGUCUUCACCCGGAUACGACCUCAACUUAGCCUACCGCUUGAUGGUCGUUUGCUCGUCACACAGAGACAAAUUAUCGCCCAAAUCGAGCUCAUUGUUAUCAUCUUGGUUUGAGGAACUGAGUCAUUUACAGUUUCUAAGGCAGCUUCCACCUACAGACUCACAGUCGGUCCCACCUCCUCCUCCACCUGGCAGUGCAAUACCCAUCCACCGCCUUCCAGGAGAUCCAGUGACUCACAUGCAAGAUAGUCCACGGCAGGCUAGCACUAUUGUUUGGCAGAACCCUCCAGUACGACCACAGCAGCAGCAGCAACAGCAGCAACAACAACAACAACCACAUUCUGUAUCGAUUGUUACUACUGUGUGGGAGGUGACUAACGGUCCCGGUGCUCCACAGACUACAGUUCCCGGUCAGGUUUCUACUCCGACAACUUCUGUGAUAACGUCUCAGAUGACUGCUCAAUUACAACAACAGCAGCAGCAGCAGAGAGUCGCUGGUGCGACAGUUCGGUAUCCACCCAGUAUUGGCGACAAUGGACAAGUUAUGUAUGGUGGUGGUGUUGCUCCGCCAGUGCCUCGACCAGCUGUACCUAGUCAGCAAAUGCAUGUGUCAGAAAAUCAACUAGCUGGUUUACAGAAUCAGCAGGGAGGAAAUGCUGGGUUUGCUCAAGGACCGGCUCCCGCAGCUGCAGCAGCGGCGGCAGCAGUUGCAGCAGCUGCAGCAACGGCGACAGCGACAGCUACUGCCCAAGCAACAGCACAAUUACAAGAACAGCAAGAAAGACAACAAGCACAACAAGGGAUGGGAGGCCCUCAGCCAGGAUACGGUCAACAGCAGUAUUAUAAUCAGAGGCCGUUCAGUGUCCAGCCAAUGCAGCAACCGGUCAGUUAUCCACCCGGGUUUAAUCGAGCUCCGAUGCCACCUCAACCGAGAGCCUUGCAAUAUCAAACACAGCAGAUAAGACAGUAUUCUCAACCUCACAAUCUGGCAUAUGCAAGACAACAGCCAUCAGCUUACAUGUAUCCAGAUUCCAGUCAGACGUACUUGCAACCUCAAGGACAAGUCAACAGUCAAGUGCAAGGCUACGGUGGAAAUCCACAACCAGGCACCGCUAUGACUCCUGAUGGAAUGAAUGGUCCCGGCUUUCCCACGGAUCCCAAUAGACCAUUGCCAUCAUCCCAACUACCUGCAAUGCAAUUCAUUGAGCGGGGAGCACCUCCAAAGUUAGUCAGUCGACCGUUUCCAAAUCAGUACCCACCACAGGAUAAUAUGCACCAGAUGAGUAUGCAGCCAGGCACGUAUGGGCAGCCUGUCUCGGGGUACCCUGCACCUCCACCACAGUCGCCUCAUUACACAUCUGGAAAGCCACCGACUGGAUUUGUGAUGUCCCAACCUGGUCCUCACGGUCAUUACCCUACAUCUGUUCAGCAACCGAUGGCUAACCAGAUGGCUAACCAGAUGACACGGAGAGGCUCGUUACCACCUUAUGCAGGGCCUGGAGUAGGACAGGCUGUUCCACAGGGAAGGGUCAUGAAUCAUGAGUCAGUGGCUGGCACGCCAACUCAUCCAUAUCCAGUUCCUGUAACUGAUCCCAAUGGUGCUGUGAGAGUAGAUUUGAAGCCUAAUCCAGCAAUGUUGGGAAUAGUGCCUGAUGAGAAGCCCGGAGAAACAGGAUUGAAGCAAACAGAGGCAGCUCGAUUAUCAUUCCCUGUGCGAGAUGGCAUUGUACUCAUGCCCUUCAGACUUCAACAUAAUCUGUCCGUCAGUAAUCAUGUGUUCUUAUUGAAGGAGCAGGUAUUUAAGACUCUGAUUACAAGGUCUGAUCUGGAAUUACAAUUCAAGUGUUACCAUCACGAAGACAGGCUGCAACAGACGAACUGGCCUACUGCAGUCAGUGUGAACGUCAACGCAGAACCAGUACCAGUUGAGAGGGGAGAUGGAAGAAUGGCACACAAGCCUUUGUACAUUAAGAAGUUGUGUCAAGUAGGCAAGAAUACGAUACAGAUUGCUGUGACUGCAUGCUGCUGUUCACAUCUCUUUGUACUGCAACUGGUUCAUCGUCCUUCAAUUAAUUCGGUGCUGCAAAGUCUUUUGAAGAAGCGUCUCCUUGGAGUUGAAUUAUGCAUUGAAAAAAUACGUUCAAAUUUUACUGUUCCAAGCCUCACUGGUGGUCAAGAUGGUGUUGAACAGACAAGCAUCAAAGUCUCGCUAAAGUGUCCUCUCUCUUUUCGGCGAAUCUCGUUUCCUGCUCGAGGCAGGGAAUGUCGACAUGUGCAGUGUUUUGACCUGGAGUCAUAUUUGCAAUUGAAUUGUGAACGAGGGACAUGGAAGUGCCCUGUUUGCUCGAAGCCAGUGCCUCUUGAGCUGAUUGAAGUUGACCAGUUUAUUUGGGGCAUACUGACAACAGUGUCCAACUCUGGUGCUCGUGAUGUUGAGGAGGUAAUGAUUGAUCCCAACUGCCAAUGGAAACCUGUUAUGGGAAACAUCAAGCAGGAACCGGAUGAUGACAUGUCUAGGGAAAAGCGGAAAAAGAUGAAUGAUGGAACAGCAAUGCAGAUGUAUCGACAGGGUUCUAGUGGGCCAGGAAGUACAUCUGGCAAUGUUCCCUACCCAAGUGGAGGAACUCCAUACAACUCAAUUCCUGUGUCUCAGCAUCAGCAUAGUGUUCGUUUUCCUCCCGACUACAAUCAAACUGUUUCCCAAUAUGGUGAAGGUCCACCAAGACCUGCUCCACCUGCACGCUAUCCUCCACCUUACCCUCAUGGCAGUAACUCCAGUCAGAUGACCACACAGCAACAGCAGCAGACCUAUGCCCCCAUGUCACUUCAUAAUCAUCAAUUUCCACCUGGUCAAAGUGGUAUGCAAUACUCUAGUGGGCCACAGUCACAUGCGCCUCCAUUGUCUACUGCAAAAGCUGAUGGCAGUGGUAGAAACACUCCUGGUGCUGGCUUUUCUAUGCCUGGAAGCAAUCCUGGUCACUCGCAGUCUAUUGUUGAUACAGAAUUGCAGCUACAGUCAACGAAUCCGGGAACCCCUCAGGUUGAGGCACUGGAGAGGUUGACGAUGUGUUCAGAUAAUCCAGGAUCGAAUGCACCUCUUAGUAACAUGUCAGUAGGCGGUGCGCCAAUACUAUCUGUACAAAUUUUCCCAGCAGAUGAUCAGUUUGAUCUUAACAUCUUGGAAACCCUUGAGGAAUUUGGGGAUCUCUCGGACGACAAUGAACUGCUCAAGCUACUCGACAGCGCUGUCAAUUGAAUUUCUUAUCAAAUCAACUACUAAUGAACAGAACAGAAGUAUGUAUUGGCUCAAAGAGAUUACAAGAAGAGUCCUCACUCUGUGCUAUGUAUAAGUACUGUGAUAAGAGAGUAGGUAUCCUGAUUUGCUAGUAAAGAGAUAACAUUUCAUUGGAGAAUCAAAAGGUCUAUUAGGCUUUCACCAUGUAUUUUAUGUCCGCUAUUUAUUGUGGUUGCUGUCCAAGCGCCCAGUAUAAUGGCAAAUUGUAUUUUUGCGUAUGUAGUCUUAGUUUAGUGUACCUGACUGGUAGCUGCUAUAAGGGGAAGGUAACGUUUGAUUUAUUUUGUAUUUGAAGUUUGUA
This is a messenger RNA of Corticium candelabrum, 4022 nucleotides long. RefSeq names its product zinc finger MIZ domain-containing protein 1-like. Bases 197 to 3682 code for a protein of 1161 amino acids. Lineage: Eukaryota; Metazoa; Porifera; Homoscleromorpha; Homosclerophorida; Plakinidae. The record is from RefSeq and is a predicted model, not a curated record. Gene Ontology annotation, cellular component: chromatin. Gene Ontology annotation, biological process: regulation of transcription by RNA polymerase II; protein sumoylation. The transcript is spliced from 17 exons. Gene Ontology annotation, molecular function: SUMO ligase activity; zinc ion binding.